Molecule: messenger RNA, 1254 nt
Organism: Pygocentrus nattereri (red-bellied piranha)
Lineage: Eukaryota; Metazoa; Chordata; Actinopteri; Characiformes; Serrasalmidae
Product: legumain-like
Exons: 13
Coding region: 1-1254 (417 amino acids)
Biological process (GO): vacuolar protein processing
Molecular function (GO): cysteine-type endopeptidase activity
Source: RefSeq, a predicted model, not a curated record
AUGAGUGGGAAAAAAGGCAAGCAGUGGGUUCUGCUGGCUGCUGGUUCCAAAGGCUGGACAAAUUACAGACAUCAGGCUAACGUCUGCCAUGCUUAUCAAAUGGUUCAUUGCAAUGGUAUUCCAGAUGAGCAGGUGGUGGUGAUGAUGUAUGAUGAUGUAGCUUACCAUAAAGAAAACCCAUAUCCAGGAGAAAUCAUCAAUGAGCCCAACGGCCCAAACGUUUACCCAGGAGUUCUGAAGGACUACACUGGAGAUGAUGUAUCAGCUGGGAACUUUCUGGCCGUGCUCUGUGGAGAUGAAGCAGGUGUUAGCAAACAGGCAGGGCGGCCAGUAAAGGUCUUGAAAAGUGAUGAAAAUGAUACCAUUUUCGUCUACCUGUCGGACCACGGGAGCGCAGGAGUGUUUGCCUUUCCCAAGGAACUGCUUCAUGCAGCUGACCUUGUCAGCACAAUAAGCAAGAUGGCAGAACGUCAGCAGUUCUCAAAGAUGGUGAUUUACAUAGAGAGCUGCUGCUCUGGAUCGAUGAUCGAUCAUCUCCCAAAAACCGCACAGGUUUAUGGGCUGUCUGCCUCCAACCCCCAUGAGUCCCACAGUGCCUGUUUCUAUGAUGAAGAGAGGCUCACAUUUCUUGCUGGUGAAUUCACUUCAUGUUGGCUGUUACACAAUGACCUGUCUGAUCUUACUAGGACAACCUUCCAGGAUCAGUUUGUGUAUCUGCAAAUGAAGGUCACCCAGUCUACUCCUUGUCAAUAUGGCAACAAUGAACUUAGUAAAGUGCUCAUCAGCAACUUUUUGGGCUAUCCUGACUCCAGAGCUCAGGCAGAGCGUGGUUGUCAAGCAGAAAACUUCAAAGUGACACAUCUCACCCCAUCACAUGAAGUCCCACUGAUAAUUCAACAGAAGAGAAUUCAGAGAGAAAUGGACCCAGAGAAAAAGGGAGCUCUGCAGAGAGAUUAUGACAAGCAUCUGCAGGAAAUAAUUAGGACUGAAAAGGCACUGCAGGACAUUGCUAAGCAUGCAUGCCCUGAUCGAGACCCCCCAGCAGUGGCGGACAGACGCCCACUUACUCGACUGGACAAAAUGAAAGACGUAGUAGAGCAUUUCAGACGGACCUUCAGUGAGUGGUAUAAGGAGCAGGAUGAUGCCUUUGUUCUGUCACAUUUGCAUGUGUUUGUGAACCUUCUGGAGUCUGGAGUUGGGGUUGCCAGGAUUAAAGAGGCCAUAACUUAUGUCCACUCUUUGCAAGGACUCUGA